Molecule: messenger RNA, 4638 nt
Organism: Lates calcarifer (barramundi perch)
Lineage: Eukaryota; Metazoa; Chordata; Actinopteri; Centropomidae
Exons: 12
Coding region: 278-1999 (573 amino acids)
Cellular component (GO): meiotic nuclear membrane microtubule tethering complex; membrane; nuclear envelope
Molecular function (GO): protein binding
Source: RefSeq, a predicted model, not a curated record
GUCCGGGGGGGCGUGGCUUGAGAGCUACCUGCAGCAGGUAGCUUCAGGUUACCGGCUGUUGAUCGCUCGAUGUUUACAGAUAACUCUGUGCUGCGGAGGAGUUUUAACCUCUCAGUUUUUUAUCAGCUGGUCACAACCUGAGAGCUCACCUGACACACCGGAAGUGUUCCAGGAGCGUUUGAAUUGUGUUUUUUCUUCUCUCAAACAAAUCGGACGUAUUUCACGUUUCCACGUUUUCUGGAGAUGAGCUGCUCCGACAGCGGGUAAACUUGACGUCAUGUCAGGAUGCCUGGAGGCAGAACGCCACGGUAACUUCAUCCCCACCACUGCAGGACGGGAUGUUUUGCCCAGAGAGGAGGCGAGGGACAUGGAGCUGUCUCUGAACGUGUCCGAGUCUCUGUUUGUUUUCACCUCGUCUCCUCUGGAGGUGAGCGGGGAGGAGAUGCAGCAAGUGCACGGCAACUGGAGCCAAGAUGGAGACCUGCAGGGAUGUGGGCAGUUGGAGAGGAGGUGGGUCCUCUGGCAUGAGUUUAUGAAGGAACACGCCCACCUGGAUGCCUGGCUGCGAUUGGCCGAACAGGCCGUCAGCUCUCCUAACCCCGCCCAUGUCACCUACACCGCCGCCAAGGAGGAACUGAGGAAGUUUGAGAGGCUGCAGUGCGAGGCUGGAUCUCGGCUCGUCCAGUUGGACAGUCUGACCCGGAGGAAUCAAACACUGACUCGGCUGUUUGUGGGUGCCAUGCGGGCUCGUCUGCUGGCGUCAGCGAGGGAGUGUGGGCGACGAUGGGAUGAUGUGAACAUCAAACUGGAAUCCAUCACGGCACGGCUGAAGCUCUUUGUCUCAGAGUGGGAGGAGUUUGAGGCAGAGAGGGAGGAGCUCGCUCUCUGGUUGGCCAACCUGGACGUCCGUCUUACUGAGGUGGAUCACCUGAAUGGAAACACCUGUGAAAAGCUGAGACGCCUGCAGUCCUUCCAGCAGUGUGUGUGCGUGAACUCGGGCCGUGUGAACGCCCUCCUGCAGUGUGGUGAGGAGCUGAUCCAACGCAGCGAUCCGACAGACGCUCAGCACAUAGAGAGCCGCCUGCUGGAGCUGCUGCGCCACUGCAGCCAUGUCUACAACAACAUCGCACGGACACACACACGGCUGCUCAGCAUGAGACUGGUGUUUGAGGAUGACUGUUUUCUGUCUCAGGCCACAGACUCUGGUUGUCCCUCAGAGACUCUGUUAGAGGAAGAGGGAGCGCUUGAUAAACCAAACCUGGACCUCCCUGCAGUUUCAAACCAUCCUAAAGAUUUCCUGCCCUCAGCCGUCCACCACCCUCCUCCCCCCUCUCCGUCCUCCGCUACUCACGAGCACCUGGGGUUGGAGUGGGACCCCUCGGUCGAUAUCGGACGCUCUGUCUCCUGCGACGACGGCGACUCGUCGUAUUUCAGCGCCAGCACAGGACGGUGUCACAGAGAUGGCCUGAAGAGGUGGAGCUACUUCAGUUCUCUCAGCUCUCGGUCUGACAUCAGCAAUGACAUCAUAAACCAGGAAGUAGACUUGCGACUGGGCUGGCUGGCACCCCGGGAGGAGGAGCCACGUCUGAACGGAGACCAGUGGGUGACCUCGACUCCCGAGAGACAGGACAGCGAGCCGGUCGGCUUUCGAUGGUGGGCGAGUGAGGGCGUGGCUGGGAGUCCAGAGCCAUGCCCCUCCAGAGAGGAGGACUUCCUGUUCCAAAGCGGUGCAGACGCUGAAGAGUCGUCGUCCUGUUGUGAGGAAGCUGAGCAUCUUUUCUCUGAACAGAGUGUAACCUCCAGCAGCGAGGCCUCCUCCUCCUCCUCCUCCUGCCUGCUCCCCCCAGCCCUCCUCUACCUCCUCCUGGCUGCAGUCCUGGCCCUGCUGGCCGGUCUGAUCUGGCUCGUCCUGGAGUCUCCGUCGUGCCAUCGUAGCAGCAGGAUGUCACGUAACUUCCACCUGACACUGAGAUACGUCAACGGGCCCCCGCCCACCUGAACACCACCCACAGACUCUCACAGAUAGAGUGUGGACAAAGCACUUUCCUCAGUCUCCACGGGACAAAAGCUUGCAGCUCAUCAUGUAAGAAAUGAACUCAUUUCAGUGAACCAACAAGUCCAACUCAAACAUCAGAAACCUGACAGAAAUCUGCAGGAAAGCAAGACUGUUCUCCACCGAUAAUUUCCAUCAUUAUCCAGGUACCUACCUACCUACAGAAUUAUGUCCUUCACGGGUUAAGUUCAGGUUUACAAUGACCCUUGUUUUAGGUGUAUAACUGUCAACACUGUGCAUUAGCUAAUAGUUUUAAUUUACACACCACUUCAGGUUGUCAGGCGUUUUACUGACCUGCUAACAACAGCUUUUUUCCACCUUACAGUAAAAAAGUGAGCAGCAGUAAUGACUUAGUCCUGGAACACCUGGAAACAACUGAAAAACAUUUCCAGUUACUCAGCCUGCCAGUAAAGUCAGACGACUCCACCAAACUGAACUUUGUAAAAUUGGCCAUCAGUAUCUAUAAAACAAAUUGGAUCAAGGCAGAUUACUGCAUCAGAAUCAUGGAAGAUAAAACUUUGAUUUGUACUGGAAAUGGCUGAAAUAAUCUCAUCACUGUGGCAUUUUUUUAAUGUAAGGGAAAUUAGAUUAUAACUUUAGCAUAAAAAUUCAUCCUCGACAUUCAAAAACAGUAAUUGGACCAAAUAAAACCCACUCCCUAAAUGACUGUGUCAAAUGGAGUGCAGUGUAUUUAUUCAUUAUACAGCAGCUCUGUGCUCCCGGACCAGUCUUGGAUGCAACUUCUGAAAUAAGUUUAUCCAUAAAAAAUAGUUUUCCUGCUUUCCUGAUUGGAAACUGGUGCUUAAACUUAAAGAACAAGGCUAUCAUCCCUAAUUCCACCAAGAAACAAAAGCAAAUCAGUUACUCAGGUUUCAGAACUGCCUUAUUUACCAGGCUGAUGCUACAGUACAUUAUUGUAGCAUCUGCUAGUUUAAUGUUCACACUAAAACUGUGUUUAAUUAAAGAUGAAAAUCUGGUUUUGUUGGUUGUAAACUUGGAAAAGCCAAUCGUCAGAUCCUGUUCCUCCAGCAGUCGUUAAGCUAAUACUGUCUGUUAGCUAGCGUGGAAAAGAGCAGCUGUAAAUGUGCAUUUUCAUCACAGCAUUCAUUAUAAAAGUAUUUACACUCUUUGCUUUUGCAGAACGCCGUCAGAUAAAUAUGGUGUAAUGUAGAAACACUGCCAGGGUUGAAAAAUCAGAUUGUUUCUUUAUCCUGAAGUCUGACUUUCUGGGGUUGUUUAUAUCCAUAUUUCCUGAUUAAUGAUUUCAAGAAAUUGCAGAAACGUAGCACUAACACUGUAGGAGGGUGAAGCCAAUGGUCACAUCCUGAUCACAUUUAUCAUAUUAUUAUUUAAACAUUUAAUGAAGCAGAGUGAUGUUUAUGCCUUGCUUACACAGCUUUAAACUGCUAUCUGUGCUAAAGCUAACGUAGCUAAAGCUAAUGUGAAGCCUACAAGCAAACUAUGCUUUUCCUUCACUGCCUGUAUGUAACACUGUGUAUGACUGCCAUUCAUGUCAAAAUGAUCAAGUAUUUGGUGCUUAAUUUUAAGCCCUAACUGCCUUAUCACACCAUGAAAGCACUUAUAUUUAUAAUUCAUCCAGAUGUUUUGUAACAAGUUGUGUAUUCACAGGGAAAUGAAGGGAGCAGUUUUUUCAUGUUUUAUCCAAAACUACAAAUCAUACACUCUGUACAUUACUGCUUAUCUUUUUCUAAAGUGGUUUUCUUUGUUACGUUCCAGCCACUCCGGUUCUAUGAGACUCAUCUUGCAGAGACAUGAAGCUUUGUGCAGAGAAAUAAUCCAUCACAGUCCAGAUUGUGUCUUUAUUUGGCGUAGUCAGUUGUGUUAUUGUGACGUGUGUGUUGAUCCAUUUGAAAUGCAGCUGCUGGGUUUGAAAAGGCUGCACGGUAACUCCACCUCGACCAAAAUAAAAGCGGCCACUUUAUUAUAGCUCAUCUGUCCACAGGCCGUUUCAAGUCCCUGCAGGUUGUUUUUCAAAGACACAGACACAAACGCUGUUUCUGCUACACAGACCGACAUGUUCACACGUGUCGUACGUGUUCAGUGUGUUUGCAGACAUGAGUAAAUGAUUUUGAAUUUAUGUCACACAUACUUUAGAAAGUGUGUGAGAUUUGAAACCAGUGGGAGGAUUUGGAAAAAGAACAUCUGAUACAUGUUAGCACAUGAAAAAUGUGUGAUGACGUCUGAUCUUUUCUUACUGUGGAUGUUUUAUUUUCACCCUUUUGUCAAUAAUGUCAUGUUACAGCUUAAAGAAGGUGCUGCCUGGUUUAUUAUUGUGUGUUCUCAGUGACUGAAGAGUUGUGGUGAAUCUGAGCUGUACAUAAGAGACGACCUGUCUACAAAAACAAGCAUGGAGAACUGUGUGUGUGAUGAUAAACUAAACGUCCGACUUUCUCAGGAAGAUGUCAGCUCAUGAUGAUGAAGUCAUUUUGAAGUUAAUUGAGAAGGGAACUUCAGCUGCCAUCUAAAAUGAUAUUUCAGAAUCAGAUAUUCAUCCAUUCAAUGUUCUUGCUUUUUCUUUUUUUUAACAUGUGUUUGAAAAUAUAAAUAAAAUGAACUGUAUGAAA